UUAGCCACGGUUUGCCAAGAGAAGCAGAAACUUUGUGAGUAAUUUACUAGAGGAAAAACAAGUGCCACUCAUAUGCAGAAAAACUACUGAGCUGCGUAAGUCCCAGUGGUCACAGACGAUCACGAUGCGUUCAAAGAGGGAAAAUGCAGCCUUCGGCAUACUUUCUUCACCUGAAAUGUUAUUUACCAGCCAUAUUUGGACGCUGAAGUACAAAGGAACAUGCUACAUGAACUGAAGCAAAGCUGGUAACCAGCAGAAAAGACACGAACAUUAAGGUCACUAUGUGGAGCUGCGAAGCUUUCAAUAGUACCAAAAAUAUAGAGGACCAGCAUCUUUGCCAUGAUUUUCAUCUUGUACUUUCCAUUUUUUCACUACUCUACCUCAUCAUCUGUUUCCCGAUUGGCCUUUGCUAUAAUGCCCUACUGGUCCUAGUCAACCUAUACAACAAAGCGACAAUGACCAUGCCAGAUGUUUAUUUUGUCAAUAUUGCAAUUGCUGGCCUCAUCAUCAAUGCAAUCGCACCAAUGUACCUUCUAGGACCUGCCAGUACAAAAUGGGCCAUCUGGAGUUUCAACAGUGAAGUCUAUAUUACCUUGCUUAUCUUAUUCAAUGUAUCAUCUUUGGUUAUCAUGUACUCUACUACAUUGCUCAGUUUGGACUACUACAUUGAACGUGCUUUGCCAAGAACGUACAUGUCCAGUGUAUACAACACAAAGCAUGUAUGUGGAUUUAUCUGGGGAGGAGCUAUGCUAACCAGUUUUUCAUCUCUCCUGUUCUACGUCUGCAACCAUGUGUCCACUAAAAUGAUCGAAUGUUCCAAAAUGCAGAACAAAGAAGCAGCAGAUGCCAUCAUGGUUUUUAUUGGGUACAUCGUACCAGCCAUUGCCGUGUUGUAUGCACUUGUGCUGAUUUUGCGAAUCCGCAAGGAAGCAACACCACUGGACCAAGACAAUGGAAGAUUGGAUCCAUCAGUGCACAGGCUUUUGAUCGCCACCGUCUGUACACAGUUCACAUUAUGGACACCCUAUUACGUAACUCUUCUAGUAAACACAUUAACUAGCAUGCAAGGAAAAGUCACGGAUGAAAAUUAUAUUCGAAUAUUACAUUUUACCAAGGGACUGUCAAAAUUCUUGGCUUUUUCAAGCAGCUUUGUCAUGCCUCUACUUUACCGAUACAUCCACAAAAACUUUCCAAACAAGUUGCAACGGCUGCUUAAAAAACUGCACUGUGGAAAUCAAGGAUGCUCUCAUGAGCGCACAGUUGUUCAGCAAGUUAUAACGUAGGUAUGAAUGAAUGUUGCUGGGGCCAUACCUAGUUUGCAAAGCUUAUAGCCCAAGACACUCUCAUGUGGAGGCCGCCUAGCUAGGAGGAUGAGAAGGGGAUUACACUGUAAAUCAGCAGCUCACAGUUGUAACCUACACAGGUAGUGAAGCUGGUUGGAAAACGCUACUGAGAAUCUGUCUGUGGCUUAAAACCUUUUAAUUCCCAAAAUUUUUCAAUGCACUGAUUCAGUUACACAGUAUAUGCUUUGCUCUAGUAAUUCUGUCUAGAGAAAAUCACUAGUGGGCCAACUGGAGGCUUUGACUGAACACCUAGCACUUUGUGAUCUCGUAGAGUUAAAAGAGAUAUUUUAUGUUCCAUAUAAAAUAAUAUGAUUUUUAAUGUUACAAAGUAGUUUUAUUUCAAGGUGAGGACAGCAUCUUUUCAGUUAAGAUAAUAUCCACUAAUGAUCAAGCUGGUCAAAUUGUGUAACACUCUAAACAAUGAAGUAUCAAGGAUAAAAUUACUUUAAUAUUUAAUAUAAAUAAGGGAGAUUUUGUAAAAUCCUGAUUUAAAGGAAACAUUUAUUUGCAAAGCUAAAAUAGAUUAUUCGCAGACUUAUCUUUGUUUUGAUGUAUUCAUAUAGUCAUACUGCAGAAAAUAUGGGGGAAAAACACCCAAAUCAGUUUUCUUUACUUGCAUUACAAAAUCAUUUCAGUCAGAAGUAGCCACCUUUCAAGAAAGUUUUAAAAAUAUUCUCCUAUAAAAAUGAAGGACAGAGGCGUUGACAAUUUUAACAUGAAAAUGAAAAGAUCACACAGGGUUAAGGAGUGUCUAUUUAACCGUUAAUGGAUUUAUUCUUGGAUAAGCUUUCGUGGACACUGUGUACUUCAUCAGAUGCAUCUGAAGGGGACAGUGCCCUCAAAAGUUAUGGCAGAAUAAAUUUGUCUUUUAAGACUCCUCUUUGUUAUUUUGGCUGAAACAGACUAACACGGCUACCCCUCUGGAAAGUAUUUAAUUGUUAUGGUCCACACAUAUUCAUACAGGCACACUUAUGUUCUUUUAACAACUGAAUAAAUGUGCUUCUUAUUACCUGUAUAAUGGGCAACUUUAAAGGUUUACAAAAACAGAAAUUUAUGAUUUAGGUAUUGAUUGACAGGAGCUUUUGGAGGAGAUGCAACUUACUGGUAGCUUCUUACUAGCUUGUGCCACAGAGCAACAGUUUGACGUGAGUAUACAGCCUAUGAAAUGCAUUUGGAGCAGGAUUGCUGUGCCGCUUUGGACCAGGUUUCUGCCAUUCUUCUAGGGUCAAAAGGGCCGUAAUACAGUGUUUCAUUGCUCACAUAGACCCUUUUUAAUCCUACUGCAGAAAAGCUGUACCGGAAAGGCAAGAGAUGCUCCAGAACAGUGUUCAGUUUAGUAUGAGGGGCUGCGCAUGGAAGGGGGAAAUUGCCAACCUCCUCAUGGGUGUGCAGAAGCACCUCAGACAUACACAUCGGGCAAUCUACAGCAAACGGUUGCCUGCUUUGGCCUCAGGACAAACAUUUGUCUCUGCUACACAAACACAUGGAAAAUGGUUAAUCAUGCACAUAAUACUUCCUCUCCUUUCCGCACUUUAAUACACAUGCAUUCUUCUCUUCACACCCCUGAUUCCAAUCUUCCUGCUAGGAACUUACCUAUUUUUCUCAGGAACAUAUUGAAUUAACUAAAUUAUUCUUUCAGUAAUUUAUUGAACAGAUAUUUCUUCAAACGCUCUUUAAUUUAUGUAACAUCAAUAAGUUCACUCUGUUGAGGUUUGUCUACAUAAAGGGCUAUCCGGCAUGAGCAUAACUGCAUGUGUUAGAGGCGCACUAUGUUUCAGAACCUUCAACCACCUUCUCCCUUCUCCUCCCGCCCCCCAGCAUUACAUUACACAGAAUUUUUCACAUAUUUUGGGUCCUUUCAUGACUUGCUUUUUGGUAUUCCAUAUUCAGCACCUACAUGUGGACAGGGAGACAUUUUUCUCCCUCUCUCAAAAUACUAGAACCCCGGGGUCAUCCCAUGAAGCUGAUUGGUGGGGAGAUCCAGGACAAAUAAAAGGAAGGACUUCUUCACACAGCGCAGAGUUAAAUUAUGGAACUCACUACCACAAGAUGUAGUGAUGGCCACCCAUUUGGACGGCUUUAAAAAGGGGUUGAACAAAUUCCUGGAGGCGAAGGCUAUCCAUGACUACUAGCCCUGAUGGUUGUGUGCUAUCUCCAGUAUUCAAGGCAGUAAGCCUGGGUGCACCGGUUGCUGGGGAACCUGGGUGGGAGGGCGCUGUUGCACCAUGUCCUGCUUGUUCAUCCCUGGCCGAUGGCUGGUCGGCCAUUGUGUGAACAGAGUGCUGGACUAGAUGGACCCUUGGUCUGAUCCAGCAUCAGGUCACUUCUUAAGUUCUUACAUUCCACCAGACCUCUAUAGCCUAACUACGUUUUAACACCAAAAUAAUAUUAUUAGUAAAACAGGAAGGAGGCAUUCCCUGUUUUCUUCCUUUCACUAGCAGUUUCACUCAACAAGAAAAAGAUGCAGGAAACAACUGUGAUUCCUCUCCUUUAUGCUCUUCAGAUCUCUCUCCAAUUUUCAUCAUGCGCAGGCAAACCUGUCUCUCAAAACGGAUUUCCAAAACUAGUUCUCACAGCUCCAGCUUAACUGACUGAUUUCCCAACAUCUUUGUACAACAGAAAGUGCUGUUUGCCUGCUUUGCACAGCUAAAACGGACGUAAUUUAUUUGGAUAUGAUAUUCUGUUGAUACGAGAUGUUUGGGAAACAUACACAUGGAUUUCUAGUUGCCCUCCCCAAAGCAAAGCAGUUAAUAGCUAGUCACGUAUUAAAAGAAUCCUGUUUAAAUUCCACAAAGCGCCAUAAAUUCUCAGAAGAUAGAAUCGUGUUAAUUUCUUUUGUCACUCGCUUACUCAUGUUUAUUCAGAGGUCAGUCCCGUUGAGCUCAAUGGAGUUUAUUCCCUGUUAAGUGUGCUUAGAAUGAAUGUUUCUGUCCUACUCACUGAAUAUUUGCUUCUAGACACAAGCACAACACCCCAACAUUAGCCCCUGUAAUUAGAAGACAGCACGAAGUGUCUGCACUGGUCAGGCUCGGUCUAAAUACGAAGAAAGAGCCUGGCCUUCUGCCUUCACCUGGUCAGCAGAACAGGAUCUCCUGCACCUUGCACUUCAGGCAUGUUUACUUGGAAGUAAGUUCAAUUGCACUUACUUCCUAGUGUGUACAUCACAGCCUUGGUUUAGGUUUCACUGCAGUGUCCUAGAAAGGUAAUUUCAGUGUUUUGCAAAAAGAAAAGUGCAGUAUUUUUUAUACAAGAAAACUUUCUAUCCGUUUUUUGCAACCAUCUGUACAAGUCACUAGUAUCAAGACUGUGCCCUAUAUUUAGAGCCACUUAAGUUCAAAAUGUCUGCUUAUUUCUUUGUAUUCAUCUGCGAUGUGAUCAUUUCAAAGUUCUGUGUUUUUCCACUUAAACUGAUUCAGUUUUAUAUGAGAGAGUGGAAGUUUGCAGUACAAGUGGGAACCUGCUAGUUUAACUGCUUUCCAGAUAAUGUACCACAAAGACAACCUAUGCUAUUCUUACCUCUAAAAUGCCAAAACAGAAAUCACAGUAGCCACACACACGUUCAUAAACUUUGGAUCUGGUGUGAUUUUCAGAUAAGCACUCGAGUAAAUUUCUAAAGAGGAGUCGAGUUUGCAAUCUUUAUUCCAGUAAAAAGGAAUUGGUCUUACGGAAGAUAUCAAGCAGUGAAGAUUAAGAAUGUUAAGGAAUUAGAAUUGGAAUCUGUUCUCAAAACUGUUUAUCAAAUGUGGGGCCUUUACAUUUCAAUGCCUGAAGGUUUCUGGUUACUUUGUAAAUAUGAGCCAAACUGUUUAGCGUUACAAUGAAUAUUACUGUAUAUAUGCAGAGAGAAGCAGUCUACUGAUGUAAAAAGAGAAUUAUAAAGAAUUUAUUAAAUUAUUUCCUGAGAUACAGAUUUAUCACCAUUUUAAAAGAAACUUCAUUAAAAAGUACUGUAUACGGUUUUAUGUGUACAGGAAGUCAGCACAAGAGUGCCAUUAUUAACAGUAUUAUUUUCUCAGAGUGAAGAUUAGUAUUUUUGAAAAUGAUUUAUGAUGUGUAGUUCUCCUCCUAACGGUGGAGACAAUUAUGUCAAAUCAAUAAACUAAUAAAAUUGUUCAUCCCUGUC
Molecule: messenger RNA, 5466 nt
Organism: Elgaria multicarinata webbii
Lineage: Eukaryota; Metazoa; Chordata; Lepidosauria; Squamata; Anguidae
Gene: GPR146
Product: G protein-coupled receptor 146
Exons: 2
Coding region: 282-1283 (333 amino acids)
Biological process (GO): G protein-coupled receptor signaling pathway
Cellular component (GO): membrane
Molecular function (GO): G protein-coupled receptor activity
Source: RefSeq, a predicted model, not a curated record